UCAGUACCUAUGCCAAUUUCAGGAGUCCGGUAAUGCCUCUGGUGUGGAAGCUGCUCUUUUACGGCUUAUCACUCCAGUCGUAAAGCUUUACACUGGAAAAAUGUGUGUGCCUCUCAUAUCUGAAGCGAUGGAGUGUUUUGGAGGACAGGGAUACAUUGAAGAUACGGGGAUUCCAUCAGCUUUACGAGAUGCGCAGGUAACCCCUAUAUGGGAGGGAACAACGAAUAUUCUUUCUCUUGACGUUUUGCGUGUUUUCGCUGCUAAAGAGGACGUGUACGAUUUGUUUGAGAAAAGAGUAAACGAACAUCUACCUGCAAAAAGUGUAGAAGGUCUCGAUAAACCAAUCGCUGCAGUUCGAGAAGCUAUAUCUUCUCUACGCACGGUUCUUCACAAUGCGUUGACAUCUGAUGGUUCCAUGCGUGUGGAUGUUUGCGCGAGACAAAUUGCUUUUGGGAUAGCAAGGAUCUGGGCAGGUUCUCUUCUUAUUCAUCAUGCCUCCGAAGAAGAUGCAACGAAAUCUGAUAGAGAUGUCGCAGAAAGAUGGUGUUGCGAACAACCAUUAGUGGAUGUGAAAAUGGAUUGGUUAAGCAAUAAUCGCGUUCAAAUCGAUCGCGAUAUUGUAUUCCAGAAUUUUCCCGAGAAAUUCGAUUGUAGCAAACUGUAA
Molecule: messenger RNA, 664 nt
Organism: Strongylus vulgaris
Lineage: Eukaryota; Metazoa; Nematoda; Chromadorea; Rhabditida; Strongylidae
Source: the annotation of a GenBank genome assembly